UGUACAUAAUCCCUGAGUUGACCCAGAAAAUAGGCAGUCGUUUCAAGAUCUGAUGCGGCAGUCUUUGUGCGCACCGUUCUCGCUGAGCAUGAAGCGUAACCCAGUGGAAUACAGAGUCUAAACAGAGGAGCUGCGUUUUACACUGGAACUGUUUAAAAGGACGGAACCAGAGCAAAGUAGCGCAACUUUGUGGAGCCGUUACGGUUUCGGACAGGAGGCAUGGCAGACCAUCUGAUGAUGCCCAUGAAUCACAACUCAGCAGGUGGCGGUCUCCACGGUUACAGGAUGGGCAUGAACGGCGGCCUGCAGGCAGGUCACCAGCAGCAUGCUAACCAGCAGGGCAUGCGGCCCAUGCCCAAUGGCCAGAUGAUGCACUACGGAGGUGGGCAGGCCAACAUGGAGACAGCCAUGAGGCAGCGGCAGGCCAUGGGCGCACCCAUGAACGGACAGAUGAACGGGGCACAGAUGGGCCACCACCAGAUGACCUCUGGAAACAUGAUGUACAAUGGGCAGCACCAUCCGGGACAGCAGCACCACAUGCACCCGCAGCAGCACCCAGGCCAGCACCCACCCCAGUCCCAGCACCCUCAGCAGCACCCACCUCAGCACCCUCAGCAGCACUCACAGCAGCACCCACAGCAGCAGCAGUUCAUGAACGGAGGACUCACUUCUCAGCAGCUCAUGGCCAGCAUGCAUCUGCAGAAACUCAACACUCAGUACCAUGGACACCCUCUCGGACCUAUGACUGGGGGCCACAUGGGCCCUGCUCAGUACCGCAUGAACCCGGCUCAGCUGGCCAACAUGCAGCACAUGGCUGGGCCCACGCUGGCGCUCAAUGGUAUGGACGCAGAUAUGAUCGACGAGGAGGUUCUCACCUCACUGGUCAUGGAGCUAGGCCUAGACCGAGUGCAGGAACUACCAGAACUCUUCCUGGGACAGAACGAGUUUGACUUUAUUUCAGACUUUGUCAACAAACAGCAGCCUAGUACUGUCAGCUGCUGAGAAGAUCUGCUUUUGCCACAAAUGGAGCAAGGAGCAUGAAUUGUCCUGGAUGGAUGAGUGCUCAGUCCUGCUUUUUAUUUUUGACAGCACCUUUCUGUACCAGGCAGCAGCGGGACACACUGAGGAUGCACUGAGGACAGCCCGGGAUGCCCACUGUGGGACAGGGAACAGUGUUGCACUUGUGCUAGUGGCCACAGGUGCAGGCUCAAGGCCGGCUUCAGCCCAGGUUUCUGGACUUGAAUGUAAUAAAAUGCCACUUGAACAAUGCUAUGACACUGUGUAAUCCCAGGCCCGGACUCCAUCUUGAUCUUUGCAUACAGUAAAAGGUGCAUUAAUUUAUUCUAAUCAGAGAAAUCAGAUUCAAAGUACAGCUUCAAUGUUCUUGGAAAGUAUUAUAUUUUAGUUGAACAAAAUGCAUUCUCUGCCAUUCUCUGUUGGGUUUAGAGUAUAUGUUGGCGUGGUCAGUGUAUGACCACAGCAUUCUGUUAUCUCAUUUUAGUGGGAGUAUCAUGCAUAAAUGGUUCACUUAUGGGAAAGUGCAGCCUUUUUAGAUGUGAUGUUCUCUGAGUCUACUGCUUGUACUGUACUAAACCAUGAAGCUGUAUUCACCAUGUUGACACUGUUGUGUUCUAUUGGAGAUGUAGAACCGCCUUAAUUUAGCAGAUUAUUAUUUAUUGGUUGUUUAUAUUGUCCCCUGUUUGUGGUCAAGAUGGGGGUGUAUUCUGUCAGAGGGCUUUGGAGGAUCAAUAAAGAUGGCCUGGAUAGAA
Periophthalmus magnuspinnatus is the source of this 1769-nucleotide messenger RNA. It is a transcript of the gene cited4b, whose product is annotated as Cbp/p300-interacting transactivator, with Glu/Asp-rich carboxy-terminal domain, 4b. The coding region runs from base 220 to 1002 and encodes 260 amino acids. Gene Ontology annotation, cellular component: nucleus. Gene Ontology annotation, biological process: regulation of DNA-templated transcription. The transcript has 2 exons. NCBI's taxonomy places the organism in Eukaryota, Metazoa, Chordata, Actinopteri, Gobiiformes, Gobiidae. The record is from RefSeq and is a predicted model, not a curated record.